AUGUUCAAAUCUGCUUUUAAAACAAUAAAUCAACCUUUGAUUCAAAAAUUUAUUGCAGGUGGUGUAGGUGUUACUGGAUUAACCGCAUCAUAUCUUUUAUAUCAAGAUUCAAUGUCAGCUGAUGCAAUGACAGCUGCAGAACAUGGUUUACAUCCACCAGCUUAUAAUUGGCCACAUAAUGGUAUGUUUGAAACAUUUGAUCAUGCAUCAAUAAGAAGAGGUUUUCAAGUUUAUAAAGAAGUUUGUGCAGCAUGUCAUUCAAUCGAAAGAAUUGCUUGGAGAAAUUUAGUAGGAAGUUCUCAUACAACUUCUGAAGCUAAAGCUAUGGCGGAAGAAGUUGAAUAUGAUGAUGAACCUGAUGAUGAAGGUAAACCAAGAAAAAGACCAGGUAAAUUAGCAGAUUAUAUUCCAGGUCCAUAUGAAAAUGAACAAGCUGCUAGAGCUGCUAAUCAAGGUGCUUUACCACCAGAUUUAUCAUUAAUUGUUAAAGCAAGACAUGGAGGUUGUGAUUAUAUAUUUUCUUUAUUAACUGGUUAUCCAGAAGAACCACCAGCAGGUGUUGUAUUACCAGAAGGUUCAAAUUAUAAUCCAUAUUUCCCAGGUGGUGCAAUUGCUAUGGGUAGAGUAUUGUUUGAUGAUUUAGUUGAAUAUGAAGAUGGUACUCCUGCAACAACUUCACAAAUGGCAAAAGAUGUAACAACUUUCUUAAAUUGGGCUUCAGAACCAGAACAUGAUGAAAGAAAAAGAUGGGGUUUGAAAGCUUUAAUAGUAUUAUCUUCAUUAUAUUUAUUAUCGAUUUGGGUUAAAAGAUUUAAAUGGACACCAAUUAAAAAUAGGAAAUUCAGAUUUGAUCCACCAAAAAAGGAAUAA
This is a messenger RNA of Lodderomyces pseudojiufengensis, 870 nucleotides long. It is a transcript of the gene CYT1, whose product is annotated as ubiquinol--cytochrome-c reductase catalytic subunit. The coding region runs from base 1 to 870 and encodes 289 amino acids. Lineage: Eukaryota; Fungi; Ascomycota; Pichiomycetes; Serinales; Debaryomycetaceae. The record is from RefSeq and is a predicted model, not a curated record. Gene Ontology annotation, biological process: mitochondrial electron transport, ubiquinol to cytochrome c. The transcript has a single exon. Gene Ontology annotation, molecular function: heme binding; electron transfer activity.